Molecule: messenger RNA, 4309 nt
Organism: Helicoverpa armigera (cotton bollworm)
Lineage: Eukaryota; Metazoa; Arthropoda; Insecta; Lepidoptera; Noctuidae
Gene: ZnT63C
Product: proton-coupled zinc antiporter SLC30A1
Exons: 10
Coding region: 507-1871 (454 amino acids)
Biological process (GO): detoxification of zinc ion; intracellular zinc ion homeostasis; zinc ion transmembrane transport
Cellular component (GO): membrane
Molecular function (GO): zinc ion transmembrane transporter activity
Source: RefSeq, a predicted model, not a curated record
CAUAUCAGUGUGACAGCAGACAGGAUCAAACAGAUUAUUGUGUGGAAUUCGCUGGGACAUAUCGAGCUUAGCGAUUCGUCUUAAAUUUAGUUACAAUAAAGUGAAAUAACAUUAUCCACGGCGCACUAAACGUAUUUCUGUUUUCUUUAUUCAUUGGCUUUAAAACAAAAUUUUAAGUGUAUAAAAAUUUGUAGCGACACGGUUGUCCCAUCAGCUUUCACAUUAGAAUAUCAUUACUAUCGUUCUAUGGGAUUAUUUCCACAGAAAUCAACGGUCAACAGUAGAAGAUAUUUGUUUUCGAUUUACCCAGUAGUGUUAAAUGUUUACGUUAUCAAGCAUUCGCGGUGUUCUAUGUUUAUGUCUGGCUAGAGUAGAAUCAAUAUUGUAUUAGAACGUUAACCUAUUGUUGUGAAAUGAGUGUGCAUAUUUAGUGUACCAUUGAGUUAUGAGCACCUAAUGGAAGAUUAGUAUCGCCACCGCAGCUCAGGAAUUUAAUACCAAAAACCAUGGGGAGGUUCUCAGGGAAAAAGUGCCGACUAUUGUCGAUGCUAUGGCUGACAGGCAGCUUCUUCUUUGUGGAGCUGAUCGUUGGGUACAUCACCAACUCAAUGGCCCUUGUCGCCGACUCAUUUCACAUGUUGAGCGAUGUUGCUGCACUUGUUAUCGCAUUUUUAUCAGUUAAGAUGUCGCCAAAGAAAUGGUCAAAGAAUACAUUCGGGUGGGCCCGCGCCGAAGUACUAGGUGCACUCGUGAACGCAGUGUUCCUCGUGGCGCUAUGCUUCAGCAUAACCGUGGAGGCUGUGAAGAGAUUCAUUGAAAUCGAGAUGAUACACGAUGCGAGGCUGCUGGUCGCCGUCGGAACCCUCGGGUUGCUGCUCAAUAUUGUUGGACUGUUUCUGUUCCAUGACCACGGCGGCGGUCACGGCCAUUCUCACGGCGGGGUCCCACCACCCGCGAACGUGAGGCACCUCACUGAAAUAGUCAAUAGCAACGCUGACAUGGCCCUAGGCCACAACGCCACAGAUACCGAAGAGACUGACGAGAUGGUCCCGCCAAAACCGGACAAAGUACCAAAUAAUAAGAAGCAGACGCCAUGCAGAGCGGCGCAUGAUCCCGGACAUAUGAAUAUGAAGGGCGUGUUCUUGCAUAUACUUUCUGAUGCUUUAGGAUCCCUUAUCGUAGUAGGAUCAGCUCUAGUAGUCUGGCUGACUGACUGGGAGUACAAGUACUACAUCGAUCCCGCGCUCAGUAUAGUGUUAGUGAUCUUGAUACUAGCGUCCGUGUGGCCGCUGCUGAGGGAGUCCUCGUUAAUUUUACUGCAAACUGUGCCAACUCAUAUUCAGGUGGAUGCGAUACAACGGCGGUUGUUGGAAAAGGUUGACGGCGUUCUGGCCGUCCAUGAGUUUCAUGUGUGGCAGCUGGCUGGAGACAGAAUCAUCGCCAGCGCUCAUAUUAGGUGUAGAAAUCUAUCGGAGUACAUGAAGAUUGCUGAGAAGGUGAAAGAGUUCUUCCACAAUGAGGGCAUCCAUUCUACCACCAUACAGCCAGAGUUCGUUGAGCUGCCUUUAGGUGGAAACGAGAUAAUAAGCGGUGCCUCAGCCGAAGCACCGUGCGCCCUCCACUGUCCACCGAACGACCUGUGUCACAACGCGACGUGUUGUGGGCCCAACCAACAGGAGCAAAGCACGCCUUCCCCCACAGUAACGCCGUACCUGUGCCGACAGAGAACCAUGGGAUCUCGCACCGAAUCCAUGUGUUCUACCAAUGGUGCCGCCGCCCCCGGCCGCCAAACCACCACGUGGAACCUAGAAGCUUUAGAGUGCGGUUCCCUGCUCCCGUCGCCAAUGCUGGACGGGCGGCUUGCGGUGUGACACCCGGCCGGGCCCGAUCGCGCUGUCUAACGCCGUCACUUUCACUACACAUUAGCUGUGAAAUUAGUUCCAUUGUUACUAAAAAAAACAUCUCGAACAUUAUAGGCAAAUCAUUAAUUUCUUACACUUCAUCAUCUAAUAUACGAAUCAUCUCAUUUACUGCUGUUGUAACUAAAAUUCAAUUCGAUAAAUCUCGAUACAUCUUAGGUAACGUCACUAGUGUUACGACGAUUCGUAUUAUUCAAAUAAGUACUUACCUUUACUAAAUUGUUCCAUGAAUUAUUCGGUUAAUUCCUUAGUAUAAUAAAAAGUUUAAAAUUAUAUAGUUAGGGUUCAUUUAUGCUUUACGGUUAUUAAAAAUACAAUAGUGAUAUGUUUCAAAAAUAUUAAUUAAUGAAUUUAGACAUACCUUGAACCCUCUAUAUUGUACUGAUAGCAUUAUUAAAUCGCGUCGAAAAUUAUAAAAUAUUAUAAAAUCACGUUAAUUAGAGUAGGUAAGCAAAAGUUACGUCAAGUUUAUUUAGAGAUUAAUGUUAUAUUAAGAGGUAUUUCACAACUAAUAUGUAGGUGUGAGUUGUUUAUACCAAAACAAUGUUGUUGAAUGCUUUGCAAUGUGAGCUAUAGAAGAUAAUUUAUGUUGUAAGAAUAAUUUAUGUCACCAAGACGACAGUAAAGUAUGUAAAUUGUGCAUCGUAGCAACACAGCAGUUAUAUUGGUACCUACCUGUUAAUAGUGAGAUAGAAGUAAUUCCAACAUUAUUUUACAAAAUUAAUGAGUCUUUGUGAUAAUAAAGGCUCCACAAUAAUUCACAUAUUCUAUGUAAAAUGCUACGAUGUAAAAUAUAAUUUAUUUAUAAUGUAUCAAAAUAUGAACUUUAUAAAAUGCACGUCUCAACAAAUGCACCGUAGCAGUUUUUGAUAAAUUUUCCAACGAUUCAUCCAUGAAGUACAAUAUGCAUAUUAGGUAUAUUUUUUUAGCUCAAAAUAUUAUUUUCUUGGCAUUAUUUUUGUUAUUCAAUUAUUUUGUAAGCUAUAGGAAAUUUACGAGGACAACGGGGUCAUUGAACUGAUAGAAAUCUUACACGUGGCUGACGCAACACAAUGGGUGUCGCACAAUCUUAUCUGUAUAUAAAUAUACAUGUAUGCAUUUGAUAAUUAUGUAAAGUAUUCCUCGAUAGUAUCAAAGGCAAAGCAAUUAAAUAUUCCUGUGUCAAAGUAUUUACAAACUGAUCCAAGUAUAAAAAAGUUCAAUUAAGUUUCCUGUAGCUUUGUACAGGGGUGAUUUUUUUUUAAUUAUAUAGACAAUUUUGAUUGUAAUUAGAAAUGGUGAAACGUAAUAUAAACCUUCAUUUGGGACGUUUAGAAAAUUAUUUUAGUGGUAGACUUGCAUCUAUCCUUCUUUGCUGUAAGAAAAGUGUUAUUAUUACUUAAAAAUGUGAUGUAAUUUUGUAGUUGUAAGUAGUAAUAGCCGGUUUAGGCUCGCAUUUCAUAGUUGAUGACAUUAGAGCAUUUCGCGGGUAACUUUGCAAUAAUAAUCUAGUUAGAUAAAUCACAGUUAGCAAAAAUAGUUAUUGCACUUACGCCCUGAAAUUGUCUGUUCGAAUGACUUUUACAUUUAUUAGAGUAACAUUAUUCUAUCUAUAUCUUCAUUAUUAUGCGGAGUUAGUCAAUAAGUUUUUUAAGAAAAUUGAUAAAGGAUUUAAACUUAAAACUUUGUUUAAUAUAAACUCUGAUAAAAUCGAAUUAAAAACAGUUUCCAUUAGAACUUCCAGCCAUUUAUACAUUAUACACACAUGUUCAAAGAUGUACCUACUGUUGCAUUUUUAUAGUUGUUAUUACAAACUUAUUCCAAAAUGGUACCUUCCAUAGGUAUGGUCGCUACAUCCAUAUUUGAUCUUCCUUCAAAUAAUGUAAGAUGUAUUGUUAUAUUUUAAAUCUGCCUUUACAUAAAUAUUGCUUCGAAAAGCUAGAUGCUCUCAAAAGGUCAAUAUAACCAAAUAAAAUAUAUGAAGAAUAGUCCAAUAGAAUCUGAUUGGCCAUCUAAUACUCCGUAUGAAAUGUCACAAACCGAAAAUUAUAAACCGAUUAUCUGAAAAUAAGGCGUCGAGAAAGGACCUCUUUGAUCCCAUGAAAGCGAUGAAAAAUUAAAAAACUGCUGUAGAAUUUAUCGCAAUGCCCCAAACUCAAAUCAAUAUUGCAAUUUUAAAGAAACUGCCAUUUUAUAAAUCUCAAUACUGAAUGAAAUGUUCUACAUGUUUGUAUUUGUUUUACUAAAAAUGUGUUUAUUUUGUGUUAUCCAGAACUAUUUUAUGGACACCUACAGGACAUAACUAAAUGAAUUAUGAUUAUUUUGAAAACUGAAAAUGUUGAGACAUAAAACGAAUGUUAAAAAAGUUGUGAAUGAGUUUUCACAAUUAAUAAAAAUAUGUAUUAAAACAA